UUUAGACGUUCACAAUAUUUAGCCUGCAAGUGGAGGGAGUUUCGGACUUCUCCAAGGUCCUCUAACUACCACACCUCUGAACAUGCUUUCAAUUUUAGCUUCUAGAUGUAUUGAAGCUCUUCAACCUGUCGUAAACCCCUUCGCAACCUCGGACAUCGUCCGAAACUUGGUAAACAUCAUUGAAUGCUCACGGAUUGGAUGGGGCACGGAAGUCUGGAGCCAGUCUUUACGUCAGGCCAUGCAGUGGGCUUGCGAAGUGGACUUCAGUUCAGUGGAUUCAAUCUCAGUACUCGGUGUUCCUGCUGACUGGGACGAAUUAAAUCUCUAGGAUCAGUCGAAAUUGUUAAGGAAUUUGCUGAUGGUUUCAAAAACUUGGUGUUCAGCUUAAUGCUGGCAGCAAUGCCGGACUUUUUCAGUCUCGAGUAGUGGGGUCGAAGUUAUAGUGAGCAUUUAGAUAACAAUCGUAGGGAGGUGCUGUAAAGCUGGCCUCCUCUAGUUUAUUCAGUGGUUGUGUCUUCCCGAGUGUUAACGGUGAUAUGUCGCUGGAGAGCCUCAUCAAAAUGCAGAGCUCUGGGGCCAGGAGCAUUGAGGAAGCGAACACGCCGCGUCCCGGAGGCGUUGCACAGGGCUCCGUGCUCGUCACCCUGGAUGUCACCAAGGAGCUCUGCACCCCUGCUGUAUACUGGGCUAUGGGCAAUGUUGUCCGCCGCGGGGAUAACUUGAAAAUAUUAGGCAUCAUCACGCAUGUCUCCAAUCCAAUGGGAUUCAAGACGCGCGUCGACAAAAACAGUUGGAUCGGCUCGAACGGAGUUAUGCUACAGCAUGAAGUCGAAACCAAACGAGAUGCGCUGGAAAGCAUCCCUCACGUCAAGGAGUGGUGCGAGAAAGCAGGGGUGAAGUUGGAUGUCGAUGUGAAAGCAGGGUACCAAAUUAAAAUUAUAGUCGUCGAGGAAGCUAAGGCCAUUGGAGCCUACCACGUUGUUCUAGACAAGAACAUGAAGAGUGAUCGGAAGUAUUUUGUGGAGAAUUUGACAUGCUUUGUUUCAAGAGCUCGGAAUAGCGGCGGGAUUGACACCAUCCGGUCGUUCUCCGUGUCGAAGCAGCUCCCGCCUCUCGUGCCGACUCCGCCAAACACUUUGCGAAACGGGAACCAACCGCUCGUCACAACUGGAUCCACGGCGUCGAUGGCAUCUCUGGCGUCGACUCACUCACACCACUCGCACGGAUCAGUGUCAUCGAGCUCUUACGGUGAAUCGAGCGACGGCUUCCUCACGCAAGACAGUGAUUUAUUCUCCUUGGCGCCCACAACGGGUGAGUCACUUGAGCGGAUCCAUGAGGCUCAAGAAAAUCCUACGCAUAGAGCGUCGAUCCCCUUCCGCUCAAAUGCGAAUCCCGAUUUGAUGAAAAUGCAGAAGAUGCAAUACCACGCUGAUCAGAGGGCUCCUCGCCUGUCUCCAGUCGAGUUUGGAACUGGUUCCAAUUUGAAUAACCACCUAACGAAGCCAACACUAAGGAAGUGGCUGGCUGAAGAGGAAUCUACGGCAGAGGUGACAGCGGCCCCGUUCGAGGAUUCUAUCCCUUACGGUGAACGCAACGGAAAUGGUAACAAGAUUCAAAAUGGGAUGUCUAGCAAUGAGCAAACUCGACGAGCUCCGACUACAUUCCUUGAGAAAUCCGUCAAUGCGGUACCAUCAUCCGCUCAAGUAUCACAUCCUCUUCAACGCCCUCCAGGACGAGCAGUUGCACAAGCGAACCCACCUUUAAUAAAUUUUUCGCGGAUGCCAUCACCGCCGCAUAGCAAGUUGACCCAGAAUUUGAAUAAGACAGUGUGGGUGUGGACACGAAGCAAGGAUGUGAUGAGGAGUGCUGUGGAGGUUGGCUGGACAUCGUUCAUCUUCACUCCAGACACCAAGUACAUGGCCCCGCAAUGGACUUCGAUCGAGUGGAUCAAGCCCCUGUUCCUUGAUGGAGGCAGGUUCUUGAACCAGGAGGGGAAGCAAGUGGCGCUUCUUGGUCAGGUGUACUCUGGCGAGCAGCUAGACUACCUUCCUGCUAUGAUGGGCAAUGCGGAGACUGUUGUUAUCAAUGACCUUGACUGGCAGCUCAUUCCUCCUGAAGACGUGGUAGCUGCGUUUCAAGGUAGACGCACCCAGCUUUUCGCCACGGCAAACACCGCUGCUGAUGCACAAGUAUAUCUGGAGGCCCUUGAGGUAGGGUUUGAUGGCGUGGUACUCCACACAGAAAACACCGCCGAAAUAGCUGCUCUCAGGGAUUACCUGCUAGAGAAGAAGUUGAAGAAGGACCGCGCCCUAGAAUGGGUGAAUGCUUAUCAACGUGCAGAACAAUCUGGCAAAGGGGUGGCCGAGGAGACUGUUGAAGAGCUUCCGGUUGAGGUGGCUGAACUCCCCGGUUUAACGCCAGAACACUCCUUGGAAAGAACAGAUUCUCACAUCACGAACCAGGACAGCACGUUGCUUAGAUCAGACUCGAAAGGCGUGAAUCGGGACAGCACCUUGCUCAGAUCAGACUCACAGGGCGUAAUCCAGGACAGCAACUCACUUAGAUCAGACUCUAACGGCGUGAAUCAGGACAGCUCCCCGCUUAGAUCAGACUCGAAAGGCGUGAAUCCGGACAGCUCCCAGCUCAGAACAGACUCUAACUGUGUGAAUCAGGAGAGCUCCUCAAUCGGAUCAGACUCAAACAGCGUGGGCUGGGACACCAUGUCGCUUAGAUCAGACUGUAAUCCUCUUAACCGGGUCGGGUCAUCACCGAGGCUCUUGGAGUCGCCCAGAGCUGUAAAUGUAGCUGCAAACCAAGCGCCAAAUUCCUCCACACCACAAACAUCGACUGGGUUGAAGAUGGUGAAGGCUACUGUGAAAAGUGUGGUCUCUGUGGGCGAAGGCGACCGAGUGUCCGUGGACCUCUGCAAUCUAUUGAAUCCUGGCGAGGCUGUACUUGUGGGUUCUUUCACGAGGGGCAUGUUCUUGGUGCAUUCUGAGGUCCAAGCUAACAACACAAGCCGUAAAUCGUUUCGUGUCAAUGCGGGUCCUGUGCACGCAUACACGGGCAUGGUCAGAGGGCACAUGGCAUACUUGUCAGAGCUGGAGUCUGGAGGUCAAGUAUUAGCGGUGGAUGCGCAUGGCCACUCCCGCACAGUUCUUGUGGGCCGUGUUUCCAUCGAAACUAAGCCUCUCGUCCUCGUUGUGGCGGAGGCUGGGGGGCAGUGUUUUAAUGUCAUGCUGGAGGAUGCAGAUUCAGUCCGCCUUGUUAUCCCCGCAGAGGAUCAACGUCCAGGCCAUGAAUCCAUAGCCGUGACGCAAUUGAAACCAGGAGAUGCUGUUUGCUUGAGAAUGGAAAAUGACGACGCAUUAGAAUUCUAAGAUGUAGUUCAUUAAUAGAUCAAUUUAUACGUUAGGCAUCAUUUUUUUGAGUCAACCAAUUGUUACAUGUGAUCGCGAUGCUCAAAUCGACGUAUUUUAGUUUCCUUUUGAAACGGGACGCUAUGUGCGAGAUUUAUUACCUGCAAGCGGGAGCUACAUUGCCAAACUGUUCCAAUAGACAAAUCGCUUCGAGCAUCUAGAAUGUGCAAUUGCGUCUAUGAACUACUCCAGAUUAUUUCAUGCAACAGUUCAAGUCGUUUACCUCAGACGGCCUGUGAUUAAAAGCUUAGAUGACCGAAAAGCUUCCUGGUCGAGAAAUAUAUUAUCCCAUAGUGGUUUGACGAAACAUGAUUUUAUUGAAGGAUGAUGUAUAUUUUCAAAAUUCAUGAUUAACAAUGCCGAGAUGGCAUGAUUUAUUUUACA
This is a messenger RNA of Physcomitrium patens, 3803 nucleotides long. RefSeq lists its product as uncharacterized. Gene Ontology annotation, biological process: aromatic amino acid biosynthetic process. The record is from RefSeq and is a predicted model, not a curated record. Lineage: Eukaryota; Viridiplantae; Streptophyta; Bryopsida; Funariales; Funariaceae. Gene Ontology annotation, molecular function: oxidoreductase activity; 3-dehydroquinate synthase activity.